CUCGUCGUACCCAUGAUGGUGGUCCUGGGCUUUGUCUAUCUCAUCCCCUUGAUGAUGUCCGGUCCCCUUCUGGACGACAUCUGGUCCGGCUUCGACAAGAGCUGCAACCAUGUCUGGUGGUGGGUGGCCACCAUGACUCAUAACUACCAGCACGUCGUGCCAGAAUACGUAAGACGACAAGUGGUCAAGUGCAUGCCUCACUACUGGUACGUGUCCGUAGACUUCCAGCUGAUCAUCGGUGCCAGCCUCUUGCUCACAGUCCUGCCGAGGUGGCCCAAGCAGUCGUUGUGGUUCGCCGGAGCCGUGACAGUCGCCAGCGCCCUCUACACUGUAAUCCACACCUACGUCGGGGGAUAUUACCCAACAGCUCUCGUUAUAUCCACCGACAUACAAAAGCUCUUUGACACGGCCGACAAUAUCUACAUGAAGCCGUACUCUCACGCUGGGCCCGUGGCCGUAGGCAUCAUCUUCGGUUGGCUCGCAGUCCAGCGCCAUAAGCUUUCCCGCCUCGUCCAAGCAGCUUGCUGGGCCGUCGCCACAGCGGUCGGCCUCACUUGCCUGUUCAGCAUCUGGAGCUGGAACCACAACUGGAACCCCACAGGAUGGGGUCCUAUCCUCUACGGUGGCCUCCACAGGACAGCCUGGGCCCUCGUCGUUAAUUGGUUACUGUACGUUUGCGUUACCGGCAGGGGCGGCCCCGUCGGAAGGCUGCUCGAGUGGGCCCCGUUUUAUCCGCUGGGCCGCCUGUCCUUCGGACUAUAUCUCGUCCAUGUUGUGGUGUUAGGCUGCAACAUCAUGUCCAUGAGGGAUCGCAAGUCGGAGCAAGGUUUUCUCCAAAUCCAAUACUUCAUCGGUGCAGCAGCGAUGUCGUAUAUUUUCGCUUAUAUCUUGUACGUGACCAUCGAGGCUCCGAUUGCACAUUUGGACAACCUUCUCUUCGGCUUCACUAAGCGCUACAAGAAAGAAAACCAGAGCGAGGGCUCCCAACAGGUGCACAGUCAAUGCAACGGGAACCAUCGCGAAGUCUUCGUGCUGACGGACUCCAAGCCCCAGUGAAUUCUGCGGGGACAAUAUUGUGCGGGACACUGUGGUGAGAUGCUGCGUGCAAGAACACUGCCCAGAAGACAGCAUCAUCGUAUGUGGUACAUUGUACAG
Molecule: messenger RNA, 1155 nt
Organism: Ornithodoros turicata
Lineage: Eukaryota; Metazoa; Arthropoda; Arachnida; Ixodida; Argasidae
Product: nose resistant to fluoxetine protein 6-like
Exons: 5
Coding region: 13-1056 (347 amino acids)
Molecular function (GO): acyltransferase activity, transferring groups other than amino-acyl groups
Source: RefSeq, a predicted model, not a curated record